Molecule: messenger RNA, 3042 nt
Organism: Zeugodacus cucurbitae (melon fly)
Lineage: Eukaryota; Metazoa; Arthropoda; Insecta; Diptera; Tephritidae
Gene: Cog1
Product: conserved oligomeric Golgi complex subunit 1
Exons: 5
Coding region: 100-2775 (891 amino acids)
Biological process (GO): intra-Golgi vesicle-mediated transport
Cellular component (GO): COG complex; Golgi apparatus
Source: RefSeq, a predicted model, not a curated record
UCAAUCAGCUGUUACCGACGUGUCCAAGUUUUGUUUGAUAUCUGUUUAAGAUUUUUCAAUAAUAUAGUCCGUAGAAAAAUUUGUGAAACCUUAGUCGGCAUGAUGGACGCUGCAAAUUUAUUGAGUUUGGACGUAGACACUUUAUUCGAUCACCACAGUGUUCCAGAAAUCGAUAUAGUUCAUAAAAAAAUUCAAUCUGUUGUAGAAAACAAACGAGAAGAGCUACGUCUAAUGGUCGGCGAACGAUAUCGUGAUUUACUUCAGGCUGCAGAUACUAUUGUAGCUAUGAAAUAUACAUCAGAAAGACUUGUGGAGCAAAUGGAUUCAAUUACUAAGAAUUGUCGCAAUCUUAACGACCAACAAUUAUUGGGAUUUAAAAUUAGUGAACCGGAGGAUUUACUUCGUAAUCGCAAUGCCAACAAGCAACUAAAUAAUUACUUUAGUACAAUGAUGCAGAUCAAACUGUUGACGACUUUACCUGAAUUAAUUUGGACACAUAUCGAUAAUGAGCGAUUUUAUUGUGCUAGUGAAUUGUUUAUAUUAAGUAGACAUGUCAGCACUGGAUUGCAGUUAGAUGCGAAUAAUUUGUUAAUGCAACAUCUACCUGUUGCAAAAAAACAAUGGGAAAUUUUAAAGCCAUUCAAUCUGACGAUAAAAAUACAUGUUCUGGCAGCCUUAGAGAAGGAGGAUUUGAAUGUCAAUGUGGCAACAGAUUGUUUGCUUAGUUUGUUAAUAUUGGAAAAAAACUCAUUAAACAGUGUUUUAAAAACAUUUCUAAACUUACGCUGCAAAACUUUUUUAAAUUGCUUGAGCAAUGAUAAUCAGUGGUCUAUUGAAGAACGGGGACGAGUACAAAAUAUAAUAUUAGCGAGUUUGCGCAUAUUAAACAACACAGUUAAUCUAAUAGAGAAUUGCUUUUUCGAAAAUGGGUUACUACUGCAAAAGCUGUUUGAACAUAAUGAUGUAAAUUCAUCGCCAACAAUAACUUUAAUCCAGCAGUUUGAUACAGUUAACACGUAUUUGCUUCCGGAAAUUAUUUCGAAUUUCCGUGUUAAAAUCGAAACAAAGAAUCUUGAUGAAGGGCAAGCCCGCGAAUCCCUUGAACAAUGGAUCAUUGACAUCAGACGGAUUGCGGGAACGCAACUCAAGCAACUUUUUGAUUACGUUUCGACAAUGAGUACAAUCAAACAGAUAAAGACAGAUGCUUAUUCUUACAAAAAUCAUUUCAAAUUCGAUAAAAUAAUCAAAAUGCUAAAGUUAACUCAAACACUAGAUUUUUUCGAACAGAAAUAUAUACCACUCAUCCAUCAACGCAUUCACGAUAUUAUACACGACAAUUGGGCUAGGGCAAUGCAAACAACAUUUGAGUCAUUGGAGCGAGCUUUAACAGAUAUCAACAUGAGUGAAAUGGACAUUUGGUAUGAAAGCAUUAAUGAUCUUCCAUCAAGUUUAGAAGUAGCGCUAAGUGAUGAUACUAAGGUUAAAAAGUUGUUAAUGAAAACAAAAGGAUACGACAACGAUAUAAUAAGACUCUGCGCUGAAUUCGAUGGGCAACUGAGAAGUAUUAUUUCAGAAAUGAACGUCCUUCUUGAAGAGCAAACGACUCGUGCAGAAGAUAAGCUUUCAUUGAUUGUUUUUUUGAGAGAGACUUCUGAAGCACAACUAACACAUUUUCUAAGUCGGGUAAAAAGCCUUCACUUAGCUCCGACGCAGCGUAGUGAACUUUUAUUUGUAGCACGUUGCUUUGCAGCUCUCGUUGAACUGUGCCCCAAUUUGAAGGUCUGUUUCUGCCAACGAGGAAACUGGCGCCAGUGGGUGGGAAAUGUUACCGCAAAUAGUAUCGAACAUUGGAAUAGAGUGUGCAUGUUAAUUGAAGAAGAAUCAUUACAUUUUUGGCAACAAAUUGUUAAAGGCAUUUUAGAAGAGAGCAAUUGUGAGAAUAAUCUUCGAAGUAAUAUUACUAAUGAAAACAUUAUAGAAGAAUUUGCCAAUUGGGAAACUGUUGAAAUCACUCAAAAGGAUGAAUCAGAAUCAAACAUACAUUCCACCUUUCGCAUUCCUAAUCAACCACGUAUUUCACUACAAACGUAUCUUUUUAGAUUAAUACACAUGUUGAAUUCGAAUGUGCCACAAACUUUACCAACCAAAGUAUUGCAUUACUACAACAUGACUAUGUUGGCACAAAUCCUGCAGCAGUAUCAAAAAAUCCUAACCGACAAUUCAUCAGGCAAUCAAAACAUCGCCUUACAACUGUAUUUUGAUUUAAAAUUUUUGCAAACUAUAUUUGCAAUCACUAGGGAUGACCGACAGUUGAAUGAUCACUUCAUUACUUUGCAACACAUAUGCAAGAAUCGCAUUGAUCCAUUUGAUUUCGAAUUAUUUGCUGAACACAUAUCAACUAAUGUAAAAAAAUCGUUAGCUCGGUUCCAUUGUCAAUUUGGAGUACUUACCCCACCAUUCCCAGCACACAUGGCUCCUAAAGCAUCCGCGAUGUUGUCACACGAGAAAGAUCCAAAUGUUUUGUGUUUAAGUUCAAUAGGUUCAUCAUCGGCAUGGUUCCCCCUGCUACCCAUUGUAACCUCUGCACCCGUCGAAAAUUUGGACCGUAAAAACGUUCUUAUGAACAGUGAAAAGCCUACUUCGGCAGCAGCAAAUAAAGCGAGUAUAUUGGCAACAAGUGCGACGAAUGCAGGAAGGAAAGUUAAGUUCGAUUCCAAAACGAAAUCAGGAGCGGCAUCUUUCUUUGGUGCAAUGUCCCAAGAUUGGUUUCGCUAGUAAAGUUGUUAACAACUCCUCUCUUAUACACACAUACAUAUGUGCACAUAACAUUUGAACAGUAUGAAUGUAUGUAAUUUAUAAAAAAUUCAGCAGGCCUACCAUAAUGUCUUGUAAUUAUGUAUUAGAAAACAUUUGAUGUUUAGUAUAGAAUUAAGCCUUACUUUUUAAUACUGCACAUUCUUUUGUCUCAUCUCAUAUAUAGAUAUAAAAAGCUGAAGCUAAAUAUUCAUUUAACAAAUAAAUGACUAUUUAAAUGAAGCAUGA